Messenger RNA from Cuscuta epithymum, 1271 nucleotides. Lineage: Eukaryota; Viridiplantae; Streptophyta; Magnoliopsida; Solanales; Convolvulaceae. The record is from the annotation of a GenBank genome assembly.
GGUGAAUCGAAAACUUCAUUUCGGGAUAAAAAAAAGUAUAUAUAUAUAUAUAAACACAUAUCCAUAUAGAGAUGAAUUGAAAUUGAAAUCUCUCAAUGAAUGCAAAUGGUUUGCAAAGUUAUGAGAGCUUCACAGUGCCAAUUAUUCAUCAUCGGAAAAAGAGAAACGGCACAAUGAAACUACGGCGUCUCCGGCCAUCCGUUGGCGCUGAAGUAAUAAAAUCAGGUGCCGAUUCUUAUAGAACGGGAACAGUAACGCCUUCCAAGAAUGUUUACAGGGAUAACUUUUUUGACCGUUUGGCCAUCAACCAUCUCUCCCAAUGCAUACAAGCUGCUUCAGGACUGCGAAAUAAAACAAGAGGGUACGACGGUUUAGUGGAGGCAGCAACAGCAGUUUCUCGAAACUUCGACUCGGCCCAACAGCAGAAAAUUGUCCUCCAAGCUCUUCAAAAUGCCAUUCCCGGUCCCAUUCUUUUGUUGAUGCGUAUGGUGCUUCCACGUUUGACGUUGGGAAGUGAAUACUGCGCCGCCUUCACCACACUUUUCUUUACCUGGCUAGUUGGUCCGUGCGAGGUGAAGAAGGCAGAAGAUGAAGAGAGAAGAGAAAAGAAUGUUGUCCACAUAAAGAAAUGCAGGUUCUUAGAGGAGAGCAACUGUGUUGGAAUGUGUACCAAUCUAUGCAAAAUCCCUUCUCAAACGUUCAUCAUGAAUUCCUUGGGAAUGCCGGUAAAUAUGGUUCCUAAUUUUGAUGAUAUGAGCUGUGAGAUGAUAUUUGGCGAGCAUCCUCCCUCACAAUCUGAAGAUCCAGCACUUAAUUAUCCUUGCUACAAAUCGUGUGAUCUAUCCCAGAAAAAGCACCACAAGAAAUGCAUUUAGCAAAGCAGCAAGCAACCUGAAUUAUCUCGACAUAAAUGGUGUGGCGACGGGGUGGAUAUAGGGGAGGGGCCGGGGGGCCUCGGCCUCCCAAUAAAAAAAUGUGAUAUAUACUACUACGUAUCAUAUGUGUGUGUCAAAUAUUUAAUCCACCAAAACAUAAAUUCUUUAAACAUCGACCUCCAUAAUCUAUCAUUUCUAACUUCGCCAAUCAAUGGCGACCACCUUUUAUAUCUUUUAUAUGCUUAAAUCCCAAAUCUUUCGCCUUUCCAUAAAUAUGAUGCCUCUUUAUUGUAUCAGAAAUGAUUUUCCUUCAAUCUCAACUUGCAGUCUUGCAAUAGAAUAUAAAAUUAAGAUGAUAAUGUAUGGAACAAAAGACGCUUUACUAUGGUUUCACCC